AUGGCGAAGCGCCAGAGGGCCGUCCCACAGCAGGGGAAGGCCCCUCCACGUGGAAAGCGGCGCAAACAGAAAAGCGACGUCUACGAGGCUGAGGACUCCGACCCUGAUGAGGAGAAGCAUACCGACCGCUUCGACCAUGUGGAGAAUUACGAGUACGAGCUCCCCUCUGACUUUGAAGAUGAGGAGAUCGACGAGGACAUGGCAUUCACCGCCGAGGACAAAAUGCGCUACGCUGGCUGGUUUGGCGACGACGACGCCGACGCCGCGGCCACCCCUGCCGGCCGGGGCGGUAGGAAGGAGCGAGCGGAAUUCGCCGACCUGGAGAGCAGCGAGGAGGGCGCGGAGGAAGAGGGAUCGGAGCACGAGAGUGACCUCGAUUUUGAGGAUGGCGGCGACAUGCUGGCCGCCCUAGACGGCGAUGCAGCUGCGACGGGGGGCGGCGGCAGCAGCGAUGAGCUGCUCGGCGGCAGCAGCGGCGGCGAGGAGGAGGAGGAGGAAGAGGAGGGGGAGGAGGGCGGUGGGGAGGGCGAGGACGACGACGCCUACAGGGACAUGCUCGCCGCGGCGGUCGGCCGCGGCCAUGACGACGCGCGCGCGGCGCGCCGCGCGCGCGCCCCGCGCGUCGUGGCAGAGGCAUACCCGGAGUCUGAAUUCGCGGGCGCCGGUGCAGAGGACGGCGGCGGCGCCGGCGGGGCUCUGCGGCUGUCCGACCUCGUGGCCGGCCUGGGGGACGCAAGGCCGCGCCUGGGCGCGAGCCGCAAGGCGCUCGAGCGGAUGGAGCGGCGCGGGGCGCCGGUCGAGGCGCCGCUGCCGCGGGCGGUGCGGGAGCGGCAGGAGCGGAAGGCGGGGUAUGAGGAGACCAGCAGGGACGUCACCAAGUGGCAGCCGAUGGUCAAGGUGCGGCUUUGA
This is a messenger RNA of Monoraphidium neglectum, 909 nucleotides long. RefSeq lists its product as hypothetical. The record is from RefSeq and is a predicted model, not a curated record. The coding region runs from base 1 to 909 and encodes 302 amino acids. NCBI's taxonomy places the organism in Eukaryota, Viridiplantae, Chlorophyta, Chlorophyceae, Sphaeropleales, Selenastraceae. The transcript is spliced from 4 exons. Gene Ontology annotation, biological process: rRNA processing. Gene Ontology annotation, cellular component: small-subunit processome; nucleolus.